AAUCAAAUACCUCAACUUCAAAUCAUAUCAUACCCUUCUCCUUCUUUUGACGCCUUCAAUAUUCUCUUCUCUCUUUCUUUUUCUCUUCCACUAACAAGCAAGGAACUCUCUAUAACCAUCUCAAACCAAACCACUUUCUUCCACUACCUCACACCCCCCAUCAUCUUGGGUUGCAACCAUUGUGUACUUUAAAUUUAAUUGCAAAAAUAAUAAUAAUCUGAACUUUACACUAGAACAAAAUGGUUCACUACCACCGCUACCAUCAACUCAGAAAGUUUGCUGCUAUUGAUGAAGAGUCACAGCACCAUGUGUUGGAUUGUUCAAGCUACAAGAGAACAAGGCCAAAGCUGUUGUCAUUCUUGCUCCUCAUCACCUUUCUCUCAUGCUGCUAUGUCUUGGCACCUUCUUUCACUUUUUCUCUCUUGUUUUCAGACUCUCCUGGUGCUCAAAGUUAUGGGAACUCAGAUGGGGUUGAUGUAAAUGCUUCUGCCUGCUCUUCAGUUCCCACUGGAACUAUAUGCUGUGAUAGGAGUGGUUAUCGUUCUGAUGUCUGUGUGAUGAAAGGUGAUGUGAGAACACACUCUGCUUCAUCUUCAAUCUUCCUCUACAAUGUUUCAAGGACUAUUGAAGGUAGAGAAGGUGAAGAGGAUGAGGUACUCCAACAUGAAAAGAUAAGGCCCUAUACUCGAAAGUGGGAGACGAGUGUCAUGGACACCAUUGAUGAACUAAGCCUCAUCUCAAAGAAAGUGAAGUUGGGUAGUGCUCAUACUUGUGAUGUUCAGCAUGAUGUUCCAGCAGUGUUCUUCUCCAAUGGGGGCUACACCGGCAAUGUUUACCAUGAAUUCAAUGAUGGAAUCAUUCCAUUGUACAUCACCUCGCAGCGUUUCAACAAGAAGGUUGUGUUUGUGAUUCUUGAGUAUCACGAUUGGUGGAUGAUGAAGUAUGGUGACAUCCUUUCUCGUCUAUCAGAUUUUCCAGCAAUUGAUUUCAGAGGAGAUAACAGGACUCACUGCUUCCCGGAAGCCGUUGUUGGCCUCAAAAUCCACGACGAGCUAACUGUGGAUUCAAAAUUGAUGGAGGGUAACAAGAGCAUUGUUGAUUUCAGAAACCUUAUGGACAAAGCGUAUUGGCCUCGGAUUAAGGGUCUCAUUCAGGAUGAGGAGAGGGAAGCACAAGGUAAAUUGAGAGAACAAAUAUCUUCAUCUCCAUUAUCUGAAACCCCUCUAAUUAAGCAAGAAGUGCAAGAAAAUCCAAAGAAGAAGCCUAAAUUGGUUAUUGUCUCUAGAAGUGGAUCAAGGGCUAUAACUAAUGAGAAUUUGCUGGUGAAGAUGGCUGAGGAAAUUGGUUUUUUUGUGGAGGUUUUAAAACCUGCUAAAACAACAGAAUUGGCAAAGAUUUAUAGGGUGCUCAAUGGAAGUGAUGUGAUGAUUGGGGUUCAUGGAGCUGCUAUGACACAUUUCAUGUUCUUGAAAUCUGGUUCUGUGUUCAUUCAAGUGGUUCCUCUUGGCACCAAUUGGGCUGCAGAAACUUACUAUGGUGAGCCUGCAAGGAAGCUUGGUUUGAAGUACAUUGGCUAUGAGAUUCAUCCUAGAGAGAGCUCUUUGUAUGAGAAAUAUGAUAAAAAUGACCCUAUUCUAAGAGACCCUGCAAGCAUUAACGAGAAGGGGUGGGAAUACACUAAGAAGAUCUACCUUGACAGCCAAAAUGUUAAGUUAGACCUCAGAAGAUUCAGAAAAAGGUUGCUUAGAUCUUAUGAGUACACUGUCUCCAAAUCAAAUCUGAGGCUUCAACACCAACCACAGUGAAUUGAAGUUCAAUGGUUUCAUUUACUUCUCCACGUUUAUUCUUUAAUUUAAUGUGAAAAGAUUUAUAGUUUUUUGAGUUUUCAACAUUCUUGUGCAUAUCAAGAAAACCUGAAAAGUUCUUGUGCUAUAUGUUGUGUACAGCAGGCAUUUAGCAAUAAAUAUAUACUGAGAUGUGUAAGUAGUACAAGUAGCAAUUUGGCUUAAAUGCAUUUGUUGCCCCUGAUGUAUCGUCAAUGUGCAAAAGAUAACCCGACUCUUUUUUUGUCGACGUUUGUA
This is a messenger RNA of Lotus japonicus, 2081 nucleotides long. RefSeq names its product xylan glycosyltransferase MUCI21. Gene Ontology annotation, molecular function: glycosyltransferase activity. Bases 240 to 1805 code for a protein of 521 amino acids. The record is from RefSeq and is a predicted model, not a curated record. The transcript is spliced from 3 exons. Lineage: Eukaryota; Viridiplantae; Streptophyta; Magnoliopsida; Fabales; Fabaceae.